Messenger RNA from Cherax quadricarinatus, 7619 nucleotides. Its product is annotated as nucleolar MIF4G domain-containing protein 1 homolog. The record is from RefSeq and is a predicted model, not a curated record. Gene Ontology annotation, biological process: ribosomal small subunit biogenesis. Gene Ontology annotation, cellular component: nucleolus. Lineage: Eukaryota; Metazoa; Arthropoda; Malacostraca; Decapoda; Parastacidae. Gene Ontology annotation, molecular function: RNA binding; protein binding.
AACAAAAUUUGUCACAUGUUGAGUCAGUAGGUCAGACUAGGCCAGUAGGCCUACUGGCUCAUAUUUACCACAUUAUUCUCUCAAAUUAGACCCAAUAACACUCAAAUAUCUGUCCAGGUUCAUCUUAAAGCUGACAAAGAAGACUGUGAGAGAUGAAAGUGAAAAAGACAGGAAAAGUGAUGCAGUCGUCAGGAUUCAGGACAAAGAUUCUGGGACGGAAACAUGAUAGAAAGUUGAAGCGCCAGCAGAAAAAACAGCAACGUGCUCUGUUCUAUACUCGUUUUCACAAAGUAAAUAAACCAUCUGAAGUGAAAAUGCAGACGAAGGUUCAGCAACUACACGAGCAUGAAGAAACAGGGAAGAAGAAAUUGAAAAAGAACAAAAUUCCUGAAAAACACGAGGCUAUGGAUGAGCCAGUGUCAGCUGCAAGUGAUGAGGAAGUGGGAGGUUUUAAAUUAUCAUCAUCUAGCAGUGAUCGUAUGGCUCGACUCCAAGAAUAUGUCAGACGAGCAACUGGAAUUGAAAAUGAUGACAGUAGGAUGUCCUCCAAGGAAACAAAAGUACAACAGACAAAGUUCCAAACACAGCCUGAAGGAGAACUUUUAAUUAAAGACAAACAGAAGUUGAAAAGUCUAAGAAAAGGUCAAGAAAUGGAUACGAAGGAAGUAAACAAGUUAGCAAGGCUUCUGGGAUAUAGGAAACCUCAUCAGAAGAAAAAGGUUGCAUCAAUAUUUGCUGAUGACUUUGGAAGCAUCUUGGAAGAUAUCGAAGAUGGCACAAUGGUUAAUAUUGACAAAUACAAGGAAGAUGAUGUUAUUCAUGACAGUGAUGAAGAAUAUGAGAAGGAUAUGAUGGCUGUUCUUGGUGAAAAAGCAAAUAGUAUGCAAAGAGAAACCACGAAAGAUGAUUCUGAUGACUCCGAUAACGCAUAUGAUAAAGAUUUAAGUGAGAGUGGAAAUUCACUUAGUAACAAUGAGGAUGACGUAAAUAGUGACGAGAAUGAUAGUACAAAUAAUUUGGAAAAUAGUCCUUUUUCAUACAGAAGUGAUAUUGAACAAAGUGAUAAUUGUGAUGAUGAUGAAGGAGGAGAAGGAGAUGAAAAAGAAAAAGACGAACAAGACGAAGAUAAUGAUGAUGAAAAUGAUGAAGAAGAUAAUGAUGAAGAAGAUAAUGAUGAAGAUGAUGAUGAAGAAGACAUGGAGAACUUUUUGGACUUAGAAGCUGAAGAGUCAGAUAGGGAAGAAAGUGAUGGCAACAGUGAUUUAACUUAUGACUUUAGAAAUGACCCAGAGUUGGCCUUUGAAGGUGGCUGUGGUUAUUAUAGUAAACCUGAGAUUUUAAAAAAUGGUGAAGAAAAUGAUAUUGAUAGAUACUCAAGCAACAGCGAUGAUGAUGAGGAUUUAGAAGGGUUUGUGGUCAGCGAUGGUCACGUGGAAUUCAGCAGUUGUAGUGAUGAGCUUCCUAGUGAAUUCAGUGAUUCUUCCCCUGUGAUGAGACAGAGAAUGAUCAUAAUUAGUGAUGAGAGCGAUGGUAAUGGCAGUAGUCCCGAGAACAGUGUGAAAAAUAACCCUUCAAGCCAGGGUACUGUUGAGGAUGUUAUUCCAAGGAAGCAAAAAGAUACACCAAAGAUAAGAGAGAAGAAACUGUACAAGAAAAUAAAAAACAAAAAUGUCAAUCUUGACAUUUAUAACUCAGAUGAGGAUGAAGAUAGCAACUUGGCUAGAAUAAGUUAUAUAUCCAAAAGAGUUGCUCCAAAGAGAAAGAAAAGAGCUGUUUUGACAUCUAGCAGUGAUGAAGAUUCUUCAGUGCAGAAUCAGAGACAGAAGAAAAAGAUGAAACAGCAAAUUAGCAAUGAAGAGGCUGAUUCUACUGUUGAGGCAGAGUUCAUAAACUCAGAAAUUUUGAGCAAUAAUUCAAUCCAGAAAGCAUACUCGUAUAAGGAUGUCAAAUAUGAUUCUGAGUCCAAAGAGUCUCAGUGUACUGGUGAAUUUAGUUCUGAUGAAGAUGAAUUGAAUGAGUACAAAAUUCACGCUAACAGUAGCAAAGUUUCGACGUCCAGUAAUGAUGAUUCUCCAGUGUCAAUGCCAGUGCAGAAUCAAAGAAAGAAGAAAAAGAUUAAAAAUCAAGUUAAUGAUAGAGUAAUUGAUUCUGCUGUAAAAAAUAUUGAUGCUAAAAAUGUUGAAGCUGACUUUACAAAAUCAAAAAUUUCAAGCAAUGAUUCCAUUCAGAAAAAAGAUUCGUAUAAGAGAGAUUCAGAAUUUAAUAACGAGUCUGAGAAUUCUCAAUGUACUGGUGAAUUUAGCCCUGAUGAAGACGAACUAAAUGAAAACAAAAUUCAGAAAACAGACUCUUAUAAGAGAGAUUCAGAAUUUAAUAACGAAUCUGAAAAUUCUCAGUGUACUGGUGAAUUUAGCCCUGAUGAAGACGAACUAAAUGAAAACAAAAUUAGGUCUGACAGUAUCAAAGUCUUGAUAUGCAGCCAUGAUAAAGAUUCUCCAGUGCAGAAUCAAAGAAAGAAGAAAAAGAUUAAAAAUCAAGUUAAUGGUGAAGCUGAUUCUAUUCAGAAAACAGACUCGUAUAUGAGGGAUUCAGAAUUUAAUGACGAAUCUGAGAAUUCUCAGUAUACUGGUGAAUUUAGCCUUGAUGAAGAUGAAGUGAAUGAGAACAAAACUCAGUCUGACACAAUCAAAGUCUUGAUGCCCAGCAGUAAUGAAGAUGAUGAAUUUCCACCAAGUGAUGAUGAUAAGUUUGAAUCUGUUGUCAAAAAUAUUAGCGAUACAGAUUUUAAAGAGUUCACAAAAUCAAGAAUUUCGAGCAUCAGUUCCAUUCAGAAAACAGAGUCGCAUGAGAGGGAUUCAGAAUUUGAUACUGAGUCUAAGGAUUCUCAGGGUACUGUUAAUCUUUUUAAUGAAUAUGGAGUGAGUGAGCAAAUUGUAGCUAACAGGAUGAAAUGUCAAGUUAGUGCUGAAUUUAGUGGCAGUGAAAGUAAAGAUGGUGAUCUUCACCAGCAAGAAGAUUGUUUAACCGAAGAUAUUUAUGGAUAUUUACGAGAUAAAGAUGGCAACAUAGUAAAAGAUAAGGAUAUGCAAGCUGCGAGUAAUGGUAAAUAUAUUCCACCAGCACUCCGCAAACUGAUGGCCCUCGAUGCUGAUGAGAAAAAGAAAGAACAACUUGCAAACAUUAAGAAAACUCUGAAAGGACUUCUAAAUCGUCUGACAGAGAGUAACAUGGCUGGGAUUGCCAACCAGAUUGAAGAAAUGUAUGUAAAAUAUAGCCACAAGGAUAUGAGUGACACACUCACAGACAUCCUAUUAGAAUCAAUUGUGGCACCAACAUUGAGUACUGAGAGGUUGGUUCAGGAGCACGUUAUGCUGGUGGCAGUUCUCUCUUCUAAUGUAGGCUCUGAGGUGGGCGCCCACAUCUUGAACGAGUUUGUCAUCAGAUGGCAUGACCGUAUGCAGCUUUUGGGUCUCGGAGAAGAUGUCAGCACCAAAGAAGCGGAAAACUUGCUUCUGGUCAUCGCUAACCUCUACAACUUCAGAGUGGUGGAUGCUCUACUUAUAUACGACAUUCUUCAUAAACUUGCCCUUGGUUUUUCUGACAAAGAGGUGGAACUCAUUUUGUUGGUGCUUCGUAGUGUUGGAUUUACAUUACGAAAAGAUGAUCCUGAAGCCCUAAAGUCCCUUGUUACAAAAAUUCAAACUCAAGCAUCUAUAUCUCAGAAGAAAAAUGAAGACAGCGCAAGAUAUUCACGUGUGUGCUUCACAUUGGAAGUAUUAAGAGCCAUCAAAAACAACAAUAUGGCUAAAGUCCCCAACUAUGAUCCUUCACAUGUAGAGCAUCUCAAGAAGGUCCUCAAAGGGAUGGUGAGGAGAGGAACACAAGCAGCACUGCUUAAAGUUACCUUGGAAGAUCUUCUGAAGGCACGAGAGAGUGGACGUUGGUGGAUUGUGGGGUCGGCUUGGUCUGGGAACCUGCCUGGAGAGAAACCGCCUCCAGAUCACAGGUCUCUCAAAAAUUUUAACAGAAAAAAUGUUUUAGAAAGUGAAUUCACAGAAAAAUUUAAGCAGAAAGCUGCUAAACUCCAGCUGUCGUGCCCGCCUAGAAUAAAUAUACUAUAUAUCAUCACUGAGGGCUCAGAAGAUUAUCUUGAUGCUUUUAAUAAGCUACUUCAGUUGAGUCUACCUCAUCAGCAACAGCAAGAAUUCUUCAGUGUUAUACUGCUGUGUUGCCAGAAAAGCAAAGUAUACAACCCAUAUUAUUCGUGUCUUGCAAACACAAUGUGUAAAUUUGAUAGAAAGUACAAAAACCUUCUUAAAUUUGCUCUUUGGGAUAAGUUUACCGAAAUUGAAUCCAUGAAAGCAAGAGCAGUUUCAAAUUUAGCCAAAUUUAUGUCUCAUUUAUUAGGAGAACAAACUGUAAAUUUGUCUAUAUUAAAGAAUAUUUCUUUUGUGGAAAUAGAAAACAAGAUGAUCAGCUUUUUGCGCCAAACUUUGUUUAGUGUUCUCAUUCACCCGAUGAGUGCAGAUGCAUUAGAAUGCAUAUUCUCUGUACUUAAUGUCUCUCCCAAACUGCAUCACCUUUCCCAGGGUCUUAAAUUGUUUAUCCUCAAGUUCCUAGUUAUUAAAAAGGAUGAUAAUGCUAAGUACCAAAUGCUGUCUAAAAGAAUACAGUGUGCAGUAGACAUCUUGAGUAGAGGAGGAGGAGUGAGGCUUUAAUAACAGCAGUGUAUAACAAUUAAAGAUUUAGAAUUAUAGAAAUUGUGUUACAGGUUCUAGCAGAAUACAGUGGACCCCCGGUUAACAAUAUUUUUUUUAUUCCAGAAGUAUGUUCAGGUGCCAGUAUUGAUGGAAUUUGUUCCCAUAAGGAAUAUUGUGAAGUAGAUUAGUCCAUUUCAGACCCCCAAACAUACACGUACAAACGCACUUACAUAAAUACACUUACAUAAUUGGUCGCAUUGGGAGGUGAUCGUUAAGCGGGGGUCCACUGUACUUACAUUGAAUGUCAGAGUUAUAUUUUAUAAUUACAUUUUUGAAGUUGAUUUGAGUACCAGAAGUAAUAAUAGGUACAUAUUACACUAGUAAUUGCAGGUGCUCAUGAAGCAUUAUUGAUAAAGUAGUAAAAUGGACAGUCAUUUUAUUGACAUUGUUUUAUUUCCUAAACUUCCACUCUGCCACAUUGUACGUUGUAUUAUUGCCAAAUUCCACAUUUAACCCUACCAGUAAUGCUGUUUUUCAUUUUUACUCCCAUAAUAUAUCUUGUUUUAAAAUAUUUUCUCCCUUUACUCUGACUUUUUUAUGCUUGCUGAGGACAGUCCUCAAUCAUUUUUGCUUUUCAGUGCAAGUAAUUGGCAGCUGUAUCACUUUUUGUUUAAUAACACACCAGCCGUCUCCCACCGAGAUUGGGUGACCCGAAAAAGAAGCAACACUUUCACCAUCAUUGUCUUGCCAGAGGCGCACCAACAUUACAACUCAGAUACCCUUGCAAACAACAAUAUCCUCAGUUCUCCUUCAGAGUGCAGGUACUUUACUUCCUGCGUCCAGGUAAAGCAGCCAUGAGUUGUGUACAUAGGUUUCAGUUUUUAUAUAGUGUAUUGUAAUGAUUGGAAAUGUGUAUUUUAAAUAGUUGAAAAGCCUCUUUUAAUUUGCAGCUUUUUAGCCAAGACUUGCACAGGAGAUUUAAGGCUAUGUACCUCAGUUGUCAGUACCAGUACUAUAGUACAUGUAUAUUAUAUCUGAGCGCCUCUGCAAAGACAGCAAUUAUGUAUGAACGAUGGGGAAAGUGUUGAAUGAUGAAAGUUUUUUAUUUAUUUCUUUUUGAGUUUUUCUUUCUUUUUGGGUCGCCCUGCCUUGGUGGGAAAUGCCCGACGCGUUAAAAAAAAUUAGUUGUGAAUGUCAAAUUAAGUUGAAUAAAAAUUACUGCACUGUUCCUAACAAAGAAAUACACAUAUAGUAUAUUUUUAUUUAUGCAUAUUUGUAUUUUAUAAUUUUGGGGAAUGUAUGAAAAUUUCUGGCUUACUUUUCCAAUGUAAGAAAGUUUCAAUUGUAACUAUUAAGUUUAUUACAGUAUACCCAAGUUAUGGUAUCACUGAUGUAUUUUCAGUACUCUUUUUCCAGUGAAACGUAGUCAAUGAAUUUCUCAUAAAUAAUCUCUAAGGAUUCUAUGUAAGUCAAACGUACUUCGUUAGGUUUGCUUUCUGUCUGUUAAUAGUUAGUCCUCUUUGGAUACAACAUAAUUUCAUAUACUGCCAUAUAUGUAUUAUACUAGUGCAUGUUGUAACACUAAAAAUUUAAUAUUAUCAAAACUAAGCGCUAAACCCACCAGGGUUAUAUAGCACUGCAAGGUAGGGUGCGUGAAUUGUGUAAAUAUGCUUGAUCUGAAACUAGCAAGGGGGAGAGUAUAAUGGAGGAAGAGUUAGUAAGGGCAGUGAAGACUGCUUUGUAAUAAAUGUGUUGGUGUCAAAAAGUCAAAGAGGGAGUAUGUGUCAAAGGUCAGUGAGGAGGGAAGAUGAAGUCAGGGUGUUAGAACAGUGACAUUAAUACAUACAGUAACUAAAUAAAAUCAGUUAUUAUAUUGUUGGGGGAGCACUGAACAGGUAAAGGUUAUAUGGUGCCUGAGGGAUUUGGAGGCAUCAGUUUUGUUCAAUAUUUGGAUCAGGGGCUCCUCACUGGAGUCAAGGCAGAUUCCUUGAAGGAAAACUGAAGGUAAAUUUUGUUUUUAAUUUUAGUUCAGGCACGGUGUAAGUACUGCGUACUGUAACCUAGAAAACUGUUUAAUCAGAGGCAAAAUUUAAUCUAGGUAAUAUACUGUGCUUACAAAAUAAAUAAUUGAACCUACAACCACUAAAGUCAUCAUUGAAUUAAUGUACUGUUAUUUUUCUUGCACUAGACACCCUAUGGGCAGUAUUACCGAGACUGAUCAUAUGUCAAACAGUUCUCAUGUUGCUGUAGGAGGCAGUAUUUUCAUGCACUCUAAACCCCCAUUGUGGGCUUUAAUGUUGGAUUUUAUGAUAGCUUAUAUUUUAGUUAUCAUAAUGGCCUUGUAAACUUAAUACGGAAGAGGCUUGUGUUUUGGCCCUGGCUAGAAAAGAAAAUUUGAUCACCAUGGACAGUGAUUAUUUCAGGAAUCUGAUUGUAAGUAAAAAUACAGUGGAACCUCAGUGUUUGAACUUAAUUGGUCCCUUGGUGGCGUUCAAACUGUGAAAAGUUCGAUGUCUGAAACAGUGUUUCCUAGGCUUUAAUUAUCAGCCUCACACAAUGGAGGAUGUUGCACUGACUCUUGCAAGUCUCUUGAGAGUCAGGUCAGUGUCAGAGGUCACUUCAAAGCACUUUUGAAACAUGGCUUUCAUGUAGUUUUUUUUUUACACCUGAGUUGUAAACAAGCCCGGCACAUUCAGACUUCAGAAAAACGUUCGAAGACUGGGUCAAUUUUUUCAUAACAAAAUUGUUCGGAAUCUGAUUUGUAUGACCCUUACGGGUUUAAUGCUCCAUUAUGAUUAGAAAUUAUGAUCAUAUUCCGGAUUCUGGUUUGUUCAAGGUCUGGUACGUUUGAACACCAAUGUUCAACUGUUAAGGUAAAAUGAGCCAACCUUAGGUUGAUAGAAUAAAGUGAGUGUUGUG